Truncatella angustata is the source of this 687-nucleotide messenger RNA. Its product is annotated as yeats family-domain-containing protein. The transcript has 5 exons. Lineage: Eukaryota; Fungi; Ascomycota; Sordariomycetes; Amphisphaeriales; Sporocadaceae. Gene Ontology annotation, biological process: chromatin remodeling; regulation of transcription by RNA polymerase II. Gene Ontology annotation, cellular component: NuA4 histone acetyltransferase complex; Swr1 complex. The coding region runs from base 1 to 687 and encodes 228 amino acids. The record is from RefSeq and is a predicted model, not a curated record. Gene Ontology annotation, molecular function: histone binding.
AUGCAGAUCGAACGGAAGAUCAAGCUCGUCACUGAGCAGAAGAACAUCGACAAGGAGUCCCCUAUGCCCGAGUUCCCCAUGAAGGAAUGGAGCGUCAAGAUCUACAUGCUUGAUCAAGAUGGAAAUGAGAAGCCCGCCACCGCUUUCCAGAAGGUCACAUACAACCUACAUCCGUCGUUCGAGAACCCUACUCAGACCUUCAACGAUGCUCCCUACCUCUGCAAGAACGAAGGCUGGGGCGAGUUCGAAAUGUCCAUUGACAUGUAUACCACCGAGAAGACCAAGUGCACCGUCUACCACGAUUUAAACUUCCAGAAGAACAGAUACGAGAUCAUCCACCCCAUUCAGAUCAAGAACCCUUCCCAAGCUCUCAUGCAGAUCCUGCGUGAGACCGGCCCUGUCGCCAACGACGAUGACCCCAAGGCUGCCAAGGCUCGCAAGGCCAACGACGGCAAGAAGAGGAAGGCCGGCGUGGACUAUGAGAAGAUGGCAGAGGGUCUGACCAAGCUUGGCGAGGACGACCUGCUGCACGUCAUUCAGUUGAUCCACGAUCACAAGACGGAAGAUACGUACACUAAGAACGACAUCGAUGCUGGCGAGUUCUCGGUCGACUUGUUCACUCUUCCCGAGAGUCUGGCCCGCAUGAUCUGGGAUGUCCUCGUCGAACAGAAGCUCGUGCCUGCAUAG